GGAUGGAGUCGUCAUGCUCAGAGUGAAGGCAUUACAACAUCCAACUGCGCGUACCAACAGAUGUACUCACAGUGGGUGAAGGACAACUUCAGUCAGCGAUACAAGACGUUUCAGCAGUUUGACCUGUCGAAACGUGUGCGCCACUAUGUUGUCGACCUGGAAAUCCUUGAAGAGUUCAGUGGUUUGGGAGACAAGUGUGACUUUGAGAACAACGCCUUGCAGACCUUGGCGGUUCUCCAAAACUUUCACAGUCUCGGAAAAAUCAUCGCUGGACUUGUGGGCACCUACGACACGAACUUGCUGGCGCAGAUUUUCAUGGUUCCUCUUGUCAGAGACCCCAGCACACCGGACGAGCCACCGUUGCCAGACUGGGCUUUCACCAAGCACAUGCCAUCAACGAUCGAUCGAAUGAAGACAGAGAUUGGUGGUGGAGCUUUCGUGGCCAAGAUCUUCCGGACGUCUUCCCGCCCACAGCAGUCCACAGAUGAGCAGAUUGUGGAUGUGUCUGACUUGCUUGUUCCAAAAAAGAAGAAGCGAGUGGCUGCGAAGAGCAAGGCUAAGGCUAAAGCCAAACAGACACAGGAUGACCGGGAAGAUGCAGAAGCCGUUGUCGCAGACGUUGAACAGGCAGGAGGAUGCACUCGAAAGCGAUGGUGGAUCGACGAUGUCAUUGCAUCGCUCGUGCACGCGGCAGGUCUGUUGUUUGCACCUUUGAAGUCUUGA
Molecule: messenger RNA, 723 nt
Organism: Symbiodinium natans
Lineage: Eukaryota; Dinophyceae; Suessiales; Symbiodiniaceae
Source: the annotation of a GenBank genome assembly